Aspergillus saccharolyticus JOP 1030-1 is the source of this 1500-nucleotide messenger RNA. RefSeq lists its product as uncharacterized. The record is from RefSeq and is a predicted model, not a curated record. The coding region runs from base 35 to 1132 and encodes 365 amino acids. NCBI's taxonomy places the organism in Eukaryota, Fungi, Ascomycota, Eurotiomycetes, Eurotiales, Aspergillaceae. The transcript has a single exon.
CCUCACUCAGCUAUUCUACGUUCCCCACUCCACCAUGUCCAUCUACUCCCUCCCCAAUGAGGUCCUCGCCCUCCUCCCCUCCUAUCUCGACAACAUUGAAACCUUCACCAGCGCCUCAUCCUCGUGCCGUCUCCUGCGCGACAACUUCGCGACUGCCUCUCCCGCCACCAUCCUCCGCCUGGCCGCCGCCUCGGCCCCGACCUUCUUCUCCCCACACCCGCACUUCCUCGUCGCCGCCACCGCCCGACAAGCCAGCGACUGGGCGCUAGGCGAUGCCGACCGCACCGCCCUUCUCCACGAAGCCCUGCGCGGCGGCAUUUGGGGGCUGUACGACUUCUGCCUGGCGUACGCGGGGUUAACGAUGGCAGACAUCCGGCGGCUGCAUCUCGCGCGCUUCGACAUCCUCAACCCGCUCUCCGACCGCAUCGACAAGAUGGCCGGGGCGCAGUGGUAUGAGACGGAGAAUUUCUGGGACGGCGGGGUGAGCGAGCCGUACACAAUCGAGACCGAGGCCGACCGCGCCGCCUUCCAAAUUAUCAUCUACGGGGAGCUGUUCGGAGGCAGCAUGGAGGCGUUUUUGGCGGCUGGUGGGCAACGGCCCCCGGCGACGAUGCCGGUACAUUCCAUCGAGACACGCAUCGAGUACAUCAAAUAUUGCGUGCCGGAUUGGGUCUGUAAGAAGGGCUAUCAGGGGUUUGAGCCGCCAUUGAAUGUCGGGCCCUAUGCAGAGGAGGUAGCGGAGUCCCUGCCCGGUGAUCAAACCUCUUUAUAUCAUAUCCUGACGUGUCGGCGGUGGAGGCGCAUGUGGGCCGGGGCGAUGAUGAUGAUCGCGGGGGAGGAGCAGGAUGGAGAGAUCGAGGAUGAACUCACCGAGGAGGAUUGGCGCACGCGAUUGUGGCGCGAUGCGUUGGUGACGCAAGGGCUUUGGGGAAUGCAGCUGGUGACCAUGUCGGAGGAGCGGGUGGACAAAAAGUGGUUGGAGAAAGGGCGGUGGGUGAGGGAGCAGAUUUUGAAGCUCGAGGGGCCGUUGGAGAGUCGCAGGAUCGGCGAGAAGCGGCAGAUUGUGGUUUCGUUGGCGCCAGAUCCGAGUCAGGAUGUCUUUGUUUGUAUGGCAGGGAUGUGGAGGCUGUAAUGCGUGGCACCCCUACGUACUUGUACACUUGUACUUCAUGUUGAACUCAAUUGUGUGCACUUUUCUGAUGACACGGACGGCUCCUUAUCUGCUUGUUAUCACUGAUCAAUACGAACACGACGCGAGACGGCUUUCUUUCAUUCCUACCAGCUCCACCGAGUAUCCGCGGGGAUUAACAAUCAAUUUGUAAAGAAUCUCACCUCAGCGCAUGACCUCCACACCCCGCAACGGAAGCUCUAAGGACCGAUCAAUUAGUCCGGUAAGCUAGUCCGUCGAGUGGGGAAAACAACCUUAUUUAUCUGCCGUGCUUCCCGCUUCCCCUCAACUUCUCUAUUGCUUUCCCUUGUCAGCUGCUGCACUGAAGAAAU